Symbiodinium necroappetens is the source of this 1068-nucleotide messenger RNA. Lineage: Eukaryota; Dinophyceae; Suessiales; Symbiodiniaceae. The record is from the annotation of a GenBank genome assembly.
AUGGCGCUUGAUCACGGCGUACUCGAGAACUUGUUCGGCCGGUUUGUCGCCUACCUUGGCCGCCUGGCUGACCAGAUUUCAGCAGAAGGUGUCUCGGCCACCAUGGAGCGCGCGUCACCAGAACGGGUCCAUCUGCACGCUUAUCUUCAUCUAUCAACUGCCUUCCAUCGGCGUGGUCAGGAUGCCCUCAACAUCUUUGCCUUCGAAGGCGUGCGGCCGCAUGUGACACCAAAUACCGCGUCCGGCAAGACGUACACAGGUGCUGUGCGAUUUGGUCAUUUUUAUGUCGUCGCCGACAAACUUGGAACUCUGUUCAACUACACCAACUACCCGCCCUUCAAAGCCUACGGCGUGGAGGGUUGGUGGUUGGACAACCUCUUGAAGGCCGGCAAGCUUUCCCGCAAGGCGUACCUGAAGAUGGCAGCGCAAGUGACGGUGGGCUUUCAGAAGCGGCUCGCAGAUUGUAAGGCUGCUGAGCGCUACCUGCGUGAUGAAGCGCUCCAGGACGCCAUCUGUGCUCAUGCGAAGGCGCUGGAGCCAGCAACCCUGCCCAUGAAGUCGUUUCCGGUGAUCGAGGAGUUUGUGGCCUGUCACGAUGGGAGCUCUCGGUUUCGACGCCCAAUUUUGGCAAUUGUGGGCAAGUCACUGGAGUCUGAGCAGAUGGACCUGGCAGAGUUUGACCGCAGGAUUCAUGCCGGUGUCAUUUUGGACGGGGUUGGAGACGCUCUGUUCCUGAAGCGGCACCGUGAAGCCUUGCAAGGCCGUCCGAAGAUGGUCAAGGAUGCAAAGUCCGCGACCAAUGUGUACUCCUAUGCCUACUCGUUCUGUGGACGUGCAGUAGUGGCGACUUUUGAUUUGUCCGCACAGAACUUAGGUGAGCUUGAGAGUGACCAUUGGCUUUGCAACCGGGACAAUGUACGGCUGCUGAAACUUAACGAAACAGCCUAUGUAGAGCCGGCAGACGUGUACUUGGAUUCGCCUCCGGCCUACGCAGCCCGCGCUGAUCAGCGCAAGCGGCGCUGGAUUGGUUCACCGCCCCGUUGCGCGGCCCUGUUUCCGGGUCCGUAA